Molecule: messenger RNA, 14697 nt
Organism: Xyrichtys novacula (pearly razorfish)
Lineage: Eukaryota; Metazoa; Chordata; Actinopteri; Labriformes; Labridae
Source: the annotation of a GenBank genome assembly
GCGGUGUUGCUCCUGCUGUUGCGGAGCGGCAGCACCUGGAGGUCGGUGAUGGGCGAGUGAUCGACGAUGGUGAUGUCCAGGCUGAGACGGCUGACCAGCUGCAGCGGCCUAAGACUGGUCACGUGCUCGUAGUAUCCCAGACGGCGCUCCAGGAGCUCCUCGUAGGUUAGCAGGAAGAUGGCCCGGUUCCUGCCUGGGAUGUUGGCCGCCAUCUUGAACACCUCCACCUCCGGCUCAGGACUUGGGGGGAGGACAAGGGUGAGACGGGGGUGAGUAAAAGGUUACUACAAGAGGAUAAAUUUCAUUAAAAUAUUUGUAAUGUCUGGCCAGGGUUGGCGUUUUGUCAGAAAUGUUUUCUCGUGGACUUAAAGGGGUUAUGCAAACGUAAAAAGCUGAUUUAUACUCAGAAUUGUUUGUCAUUUAAGUUCAAGGUAAGGUGAAAAGGGAGGCAUUCAAAUACAUUCAAACUGAUUAGCUGUUAGUUCUCAUUCAUUAAAUGGAAAACAAAAACCAGCCCAGCAACCUAAUACUGUAAAAUACCCAUGAUAGUACUGAACGUGGUUUAAUCUGCUUUAUAUUUAUAUAAAAACAGAUCUGUUUCUGCAGCAGCUCAGCUGACACCUCUCAUGUCUGUUUCAGGCAAUAAAAAUAACACCAUGAAAACUGCCAAUCUUGCCACUGAUGGUCUCUUGUAUGUCAUAAAAAGGCCCUAAUGUGAAUUUCAGUUUAUUUUGUAAACAUAAAAAAACUCCUUAUAGGAGCUUUAAAUUUGGCUCAGACCAAAAGAAAUCAGUCUGUGUUUCUAACUCAUGUUUAUACAGUUUCCUUUUUGCAUUGUAUUUAUUUAACCUUUGUGUACUAAUGCAGCAAUAUCUAAAAAUAAUGGUGUUUGAGAGUGAUUUUGAGCACAUGCAGUGACUUCCACUACAGAGUCAUGUCUGUUUUGACUGCUGGGCUGCCCAAGGACCUAAAGAUCACAGCUAUCCAGUAACCAGCUAUUAGUCUUAUCCCUUUUUUAAGUGAUUUUUCCAGAUUUUCUGAAUUGUUUCAUGACAUUAUAAACUAAAAGGGAUAAAAUACCAAUUUUUUUUUUUACGCUCAACAUUAUUGUUGGACUGUUUGCUCAAGGGGUCUCUCACAGAGUGGUGAACCUCCUCCCAUCUGUACAUCAGAGAGACUCUUCAGUUUGAUAUUUGAUUUGUUGUUUUUCACUAUUUUCAAUUGAAUACAUAGUUUAAAUGAUUUGCAAACCAUCAAAGUCUGUUUUCAUCAACAUUUUACAAAUGAACAUCUCGAUUCUGCUUUUAAAUCCACCUCUUGACUGAAAUUUAAAGGUUAAAUAAACUGAAAUCACCAGAGCAGCAGCUGUCAAAACAAAAGCAUCAAUUAUGCGGAGGAGGAGGAGGAGUGAGAUGAACCAUCCAAGAGGUGACAUGAUGAGUCUAAAAGAGCUCCAUUCUCAUCUCACGUCCUCCUCACUCCUUCCAUCCUCGUCUCCUCUGCCCUUUCCAGCCGACUCACUGAAUGACUAAAUCUCCUCUAAUGAAAAUGUCACUUUUCUCAUGACAGCUGGAAGCUUGAGGUCACUUCUUCCACGUCUCUGUCACUUGUUGGGCAGGAUAUUCAUAUGAAGAAAUCUCUGGAGGAAUGAUGUUAUUUCACCCUCACAUACACUGAGUCUCUGUGUCCGCCUAAAAGAGCUCUAAGUCCGGUUAUUAUCAGUCUCUGUUUGCAAAAUAGGAACAUUAGAGGUUAAGAGAGCUGCUGUGUAAUUAGGAGGAGACAGCAGACAUACACACACACACUUGCACGUGCACACACAUACACACGCACUCACCCUGAGGUUCCUCUUACCUUGCAUCACCUGCCUCUUUGUUCCUCGCCUUUCCGUUCUCCUGUUUGACCCUCUUUUCCUUCGGCCUGACCUCGCUCUGGUAGACCCGCCCUCCAAUGAUCCUGGUUCAUAGGGGUCAAAGGUCGAGGAUUAGAGCCCUGCUCAUAAUCAGGACCACCUAUUGUCACGUUUCAGUCGGGUUUUCUCGAACAAAAGGACAAAAUUCUUGAACCAAAUCCUGCCGUUACCUUUUUUACGGGCCGCAGUGCUGCACAUGAAUGAACUCCAGGGUCAGUUUUUGAGUGUGAACAGCAGUAUAGAAGUUUCCUCCUUACUAACAUCUCCAUAACAACAGAAACAUCAUAAAUCCUUCCAGCCAAUAAUACCAUUUAAAACGUCCAAAUCUGCUUAGAUUGAACAGUUAGUGGGGACAGCCUGUACAGUGGGCUGAUUGGACGAUCUUAUUAUGGGAGCUUUUAUUCUUAAAUAAGGUGUUUUAAGGUAAACUAUGGGCUGCUUUUCUGUUUACUUAAUGUUUUAGCCUCUGUGCUGCUUUUAGAAAGAAACACAUUUACUGUCGGCUAUGACUGUUAGUUAAACAAGAGUGCGCCACAUUGUCAAAUUUAAUAAACUAAUUUGUGAUAAACUCUUCAAUCAUCUCAACUAGUGGAGCAAAAAAGAUUUUACGAACUAGAAAGUCAACACUUACUCUAAUUUUGAUUUUUUUAUAUUGUCUGCUGAGGAUUUUGUGCAGGAUAAAGUAAUGUCCACACAAUUUAAUAUUCUGUAGAAACAGCUUAUUAUCUUGUUCACACAAGAUACUUUUCAGCUUUUGCAUGAUAUCAUUAUAAUGUGAGAACAAGUUAUGAUCUUGUAAAGAAGUUAGCUUGUUCACAAGAUAACAAAAGUUCUCAAAUGAAAAUGAUGUGUGCCGCACGUUAAAAUAUUACAGUACAAACAUAAAUUACUUGUGGGACCAAGUUAUUUAUGUUUCGCAGACAUGAUAAAUGAACCUAAACCUACAAGUUUUAAUCCAUUUAACUGUUAAACUGUAGAAGUUGAAUUUUAUGAAGUUAAUUGAUGUUUCUGUUGAUUGAUUGCUGGAUGUGCACUGUGUUUUGUUCAUGUCAGAACAGUACAGCAGUAUUUUUAUUUUUUCUCUCCUGAGUUGUUUUGUUUAUGUGGGACAGUGUAUGAAUUUGUGUAUGGCUGUUGUCUUUGUGUAUUUUUUUUUUCAACUCACUGCAAAUGAUUUCCUCAUGAGGACAAUAAGCUCAACUUAUUGGUUCCAUUUGAAAAAAAAGUUUUAAAGUGUUUAGAGGAAGCAUUUGUUUGAAAAAAGUGGAAACAAAGUGAGUAAAACCCAGUAUUUGUCUCUUAUUGCUCCUCUUUUGUGACUUCAGCUCCACUGUCUAAUGUCCCCUGUGUGUCUCUUACAUGGUGAAGUUGGAGACAUAGGCUCCUGCAGGGAUCUGAAACUGGAAGACGCCCUCGGUGGCAGCUGUGUGCCUGUUGAGCAUUGAGCAGUACACUGCUGUGAAGGCGUAACGGGAGAUGAUGGUAGUCUUGAUGGAAAACUCUUGGAUGUGAGGUUUGGUCUCCUGCAAGACAGAAAACCCACGAGCCCUUUAACGUCACGCAGAUGUUUGUCAAGAAAUGCCAAUUUGGCGCAGAUUUUACGCGAUCCUGCUGAGCGUACACGAAGUUCCCAAAUUUAUUUUUGAUUAGAAAAUAAGAAAAGUGAAUUCCCCCCACAGUAACAACAACCAAACAUAAGCAGAGGAAUGUCUUCCCAUGAGCUCAGAGCAGUCGGUGCAUUACAGAUACUCUGGCACAUCUGCGCGCUUGGCUGAUCUCUGGCGCGUCACGCCCAACGCGCACAAGUUAAAGAUGACAAAAUAUGCUUGUAAAUAACUUCAACUAGGUCAUGCAUUCUAGGUCAUCGUAAGAAAUAUGAUUUUCCGUUAAAAUCAGGUGUUGUCUCAACGGAGGAAGAGACAGCAGACUCUAAAUACCUCCUACACUGUCACAUUAUUGAGGCUCUAAAUGGUGUCGAUACAUAAACCAAAUGAUCACCUGCAGUAAUAGGACAGUGUUUCUAGUUCUAUAUUCCAAACAAAUCAUAGGAAUCUGAGUUUUGAACAACUUUUACUUGUUUAGUUUUUAUUCUACACGCACAAAGUGGUGACACACUGAAAUAGUUUCAUAUCUCUGCUGGAAAAAAGUCCUUACCUUGGAGAGUAUCGCUUUCACCUGCCGUGGGACCCUGCGUGGAGCCUGUGUGCACACAAAAGACGAGUCAUAAAUGAUAUAAAGUAGGGUAACAAAAAUAGAAAAAAAUAGACCCUUUAUUUUGAAAAUUUCUUACAAUAUCUAAAUCAAAGUCUGAAAGGUCGAAAUCAAACUCAUCCCCAAACGGAGGUUCCUCCAGUUGCCCCAGGACAUUUGGGCUGAAACAAACGAGUAAAGCGAACAGCAGCAUCAUGUAAUCCUUCUUCAGUAAUAGUUAAGAUGAUAAAAUGGACAUAAUUAUUUUGAUUUCCAGCGCGAGACGAGUUUGAGUGUCCGUGAGUCCGGAUCCGAGUGACCGGGUGAGGAGUGAGGGACGCGGUGUGGAGGGUGAGAAUAACUCCCACAGACUGGAGGAGAGAGAUGCAGAGGGUUCAGAUCCAGUCUGUGAGAGAGGCUGCUGAUGCAUUCAGGCACUGUGGGAGAUUUGGUCAGGAGUUUUUGCAUUUCUUUACCAACAGACGAUUUUAUGAAUUUCAUACUUAAAAUAUCCUCCAGAGAUGCAACAUUACAUCGAUUCAUUUUCAUCUAACCUUUAUUUCUGGGCAUUAAAAGAUAUUUUUUUUUCAAACACUCUAAACAACUCCACUUUCCUCAUUUUGUUUGGCACUUAAACAUGCAUCCAGAAAAAGUGAAUGACAAUUAACUACUUAGUACUUCCUGUCUCAUGAGCUGUAAUUGUUUUAUGUCAAACAAAGUUGCACAAACCAGUAAGUUCUUUACACUACUGAAAAAAUUCACCUCAUGUCAUUUUAUUUUUUUCUCAUCUCAUUUGAUCUCAUCUUUUUUUUAUCCUAUCUUUUCAUGUCCUGUCUUAUUCUAUUUUAUCUCAUCUAAUCUAAAAUAAUCUCAUCUAAAUUUAUCUUAUUUUAUGCUAUCUCAUCUCAUCACAUUACUUCUCAUUUUUUAAUCUCAUCUCAUCUAAUCUCAUGAAAUCUGAUCCUAAUGCAUGCAAGACAAUUUCACUUUAUAUUAUCAUAUCAUAUGUUCUUUUUACAUUUCAUCAUAUCUGAUCUCAUAUUUCAAUCUAAUCAUAUUUUACUAUUUUACUUUUAUCUCAUCUAAUCUCAUCAUAUUUGAUCCUAUUUCAUCUUUUCUAAACCAAUCUCACUUUAUAUCUUUAUUAUCAUAUCUUCAUUUAUUUUAUCAUUUUAUCAUAUCUCAUCUCAUUUUCAAUCUCAUCUUACAUUUUACAUUGUUUCUAAUCUAUUCUCAUAUCAUUUUAUCUCAUUUGAUUUUAAGAUGAUCUUAUUUUAUGCUUUUUUAUCUAAUCUGAUCACAUUUCUUCUAAUUUUUUAUCUCAUCUAAUCGCAUCAAAUCUGAUCAUACUGCAUCUCUUCUAAGCCAAUCUCACUUUAUAUUAUAAUAUCUUAUGUUCUUUUGUCAUUUUAUCUCAUCUCAUUUUUAAUCUCUUCUCAUUUCACUAUUUGCAGUUUCUGAUCUAUUCUCAUAUCAUUUUAUCUCAUCUAAUUUAGAAUAAUCUCAUCUAAGAUCAUCUUAUUUUGUGCUAUUUUAUCUCAUCUUAUCACAUUUUUUUCUCAUUUCCUAUCUCAUCUAAUCUCAUCAAAUCUAAUCCUAUUUCACCUCUUCUAAACCAAUCUCACUUUUUAUUAUCAUAUCUUAUGUUCUUUUAUCAUUUUAUCUUAUCUCAUUUUCAAUCUUAUCUCAUUUUACUUUUUACAUUUUACAUUUAUAAUCUCUUCUCAUAUCAUCUUAUCUCAUCAAAUUUUGGAUGCCUGUAACUGCUGUGAGGGGGUGACCACACACAAAAUAAAAAAGCUGUUGUAACAUUUUCCACAGCAAAAAAAUCAAAGAGACUGAUUAAUUGUCCAGACAAAAAAUGACAAGAGGAAGGGUUUUUUUGUCAGGACAAGACAAAAUCAGCAACGAUAAAAGAAUCACCAUCUUUUCCACUCAGAGCGCCAAAAUCAACACAGGCAGAAAGUUCCUCACAGGAGCGUCAAUGUCCCUAAAUUAAGUACCAUUAAUACAAAUCUGAUUUAUUGUUGAUAUUAGCUGCUGUAAAUGACAUUAUAAUUCCUGCCUUUGUCUUUGCAAAGUACACAAAUAGUCUGUACCUGAGUAAAGUUUGAGAUAUUUGGAUUGAUUCAAGCCCUGAAACCCCCUGAAUUUUCUUCCAAAAAUCCAAAUUGCCCUGAUGAAAAAAAUCCCUUUAUAGCUUCUCAAUGUGUCAGAGGAGGUGUGGAUGCCAGCAGUUUGGCCUACUUUAGUGCCAUCUUGUGGGCCUGCUCCAACAUUACACCUGCCUUGUGUAAAGUAGGGAAACAUGCCAGUGAUAAAAGUUGAUCUUUAGCUUUCAUACUGUCCUGAUCUUUUAAAAUGCUGCAGAUUUUUGACUGUAAACACACCAGAUUGAUAUGUGGAUGAUUGUGCGCCCUGCUGUACAGUUUGUGACUUUGAAUCAGAGUCCCAGACUACAAACAGUCUGUGUUUGAUGUGUUUAAUCUCUAAAUGAGAUUGAUGUGUCCUAUUUACCCGGUCCACUGCAGGUCAAGUUUCAAAGUUUCCUUCUCCUCUCUGGCUUACAUCAAACACAACAAAUAUUGACUGGGGCCGGAGUCGAUCAGUUCAGUGGAUUUUAACCUCCAGUUUUCAGCUCAGCUCUCUGCAGUAGGACCCUCUGUGUCCGAGCGGCCGCGUAGUGUGUGAUUUUUUUAAUAUAUGUGAGAGUGUGAGGGAAUGUGUGUUUGAGCCCACAGGACGGGAAACAUGAGGCGUCUGCUGCUGCUGCUUCUGGGGCUCCUGCUGCUCCAUCAGGGCCGCUGCUUUGAGUUUGUGAUAGAUGGAGAGUGGGAGGAUGAGAUGGUGAGUCCCCGGCUUAUAUCUCUAAAAAACACUGUUAUGCAACUUUUUAUCAACAGGUUACAAUUUCUCCUGAACUUUAUAGUGAUGAUUUCAUCAAAGUGUGAUUUAAAAAAAAAGUAAACUAGUUGAGUGAAUAAGAAAAAGCUUAAUUUUGAUUGUGUUGUACAGGCACUUUUUAUAUCUGCAUAUUUUGAUUGGACUUAAUUCAACACUGAAAACCUUUUAAAAAAAUAGAUUUUAUGUUUUUGUGCUUUUUUAUAAAUUAAAAAUAACAGAAACAUGAAAAUGAAAACAAACUUAAUAAAUUGACAAAAAGUUUGUGUCUUAUGUCCAAAAUUUUUUUGAGUGGUAAAUUUUUGGUACAUAUAAACAUUUUAGAAUAAAUUUGAAUGAUUUCCCUUGGUGUUCACUUUUAAUAUUAUUUUUACCACACUUUUGAUGUUUUUUGAAUGUUAAACUACAUUGAAAUGUAAUUUUAAAUAAAAAAAAGAGGCUUAACUCAGAAGUUUUGCAGAAAAUCUAAAAAAUGCUCAUUCUUAUUAUUUUGUAACAUUUUAGCAUAAUAAUGACAACUUUUGGGCAUCUUGUUUUGUUAAACAUUUGAAUCCAAUUAAAGGUACUGUUGGCCGUGACCUUUGACCUUUAAAACCUUUGAGACCUUUUAAAAACCUCCCUUUUGUCUAGCUUCAUUAUGCAAAAAUGACAUGCAUGUUUCUUGAAAAACAAACAAACUUUAUUCGACCAAAGAUUUUAAAGUAAAAAUCUUACUUUUUCUUUCGCCUCCAGACACAUGUUCAUGAUCAUCAGGAGCGACACAAGGUGAGCUCUUUUUACUCAUAAUCUAACUUUUCUCACACACGGUACAGACAUAAGUCUAAUCUUAUCGAGAAAGAACAUAAAUAGUCUGUCUGCUCUCGGUGUUGCAACAACUGAACUCAUAUAUCGAUCCGUCUCUUCCCACAAAAAUAACCGGCAGAGCUUCAUUAAAGAAACUGUCUUUAAUCUGUUCAUGUUUUAUUUAUAAUCUGCUCUGUACAUGUGGAUUAAAACAGUAUGAAUCUGAUUAUUUGUGUCUUUUCCAGAGGGCGAUAUUGACCAGCGAGGAGCAGGACGACUUCGAGGUACGUCCCUUCUCUUCUUGUUGUUUGAGCCUCUGCACUGUGACAGAGUUUAACCUUAUCAAACGGUCAAUAUUCAGCUGUUUGAAGAGAUUCUUGUGACUGUAGGGUUAUUGACUUUAUCCUGCUCUAAUCCAGCUUGGCUUCCUUUUUGUUUUUUGGUAGUUUUCUCUACCUAAAUUUCUCCGUAAAAUGUGGGCCUUUCAUCUUUUUGAUAAAUUUUACUGAAGCUAAGAAUGAAGUGAGCUCAAAAAAACUAAAACAUCACACAGUAAAACCAGGCCUGAAAAACUGAAGCUGUUUUUAUUUACUAAAUUUACUCUUUACUGUUUAAUUUAAAAAAAAAAAAUAGCUGCUCUAAGCCCGAACUUUAAGCUCUAUCUAUCCGAUCAUGCUGUUCCCAAAAUACAAACUGUUCUUUAAAUUUAACAACCUCAUAUCAUUAGGCAACUAAUUUUGUGAGUUAUUAAAUAUACUUUAAUGAUUAAAACACUUUGCAUAAACACAGUGUUGUAAUUUUAGGCUCAGUAUGAAUAAAGUGAGUUGAAAAUUUUGCAAAAAGCAUCCAUGAGUUUUGGAUUUCAGGCUGAAGUGUUUCAGUUUUCAGUCUAUGUUGAGACAAACACGAUGCAGAGCAGAAACUAUAAAGAAACGCUUUAACCUCAUAUAUUAAUCUUGGACGACGCAUAAGAUUCCAAAGCUUCUGAUAAAGUUAAUACAACAACCAACUCAACUAAAAAUGCAACUUAUCAAGGAGUCAAAGGUAAAGAAUUUAGCCUCAACCGCCCAUACUAGUUUUGGACACGGUGUACUUUUCUUUAGGGUUGUAUUUACAAAGCUCCAAACAUCAACAAAUUUGUGUCUGACCCUAAAAUGCAAAUUCUACCAGAUUUAAGGCUGAGAGAGAAAGUUUCAACCUCCCAUACUACGUUUGGAGACUGUUAGAAUCUAAAAGGUUGAACUUACAUACCAGAACUGAAGAAACUUCUUGGAUAAGAGGCGAAAUGUCUUCUCAACUCUACACAGUCCAGUCGCCUGAUUUUGGAGCCUUCAAGAAAAAAAAAAAAAUACAUACCAGCAAAAUUUUUAAUCUACAAAUAUAAUUGAGAGAGACCAGGCAAAUUCUGCUGUGUCAAAGUAUGGGUACAAAAUAAAAGUUCCUCACAGCUUUAAGGUCAGUGCAGAAACUCAUCUCUGCAACUGAUAAGAAUUAGAGAAAAAAGGAGAUUUCAAAGAUAGGAUCAUAAAGUUUUUUACUUUUUUUUGUGGAUAUCUUCUUCUUUAGGCCAUCCGCGGAGAUGACAUCACAGUCAAAAGCUAUAAGGUGGAGAGUCGCAUCACGUCUCGCUUUGCCCACACCACCGUCAGGAGCUCGGUCGUCAACUCAGGCUCCAAAGCUCAGAGCAUCGGCUUCAAUGUCCAGAUCCCUAAAAGAGCUUUCAUCACCAACUUCACCAUGUGAGACCAGCUACAAACAAUCUAAAAUAUAUUUCAGAAAGGGAAUGUUUUGACCUUUGCAUGUCUUUGUUGCAGGAAUGUGAACGGGAUAACAUUUGUGGGAUCGGUUAAAGAGAAAACUGUGGCAAGGAAUCUUUACGCCCAGGCCAGAGCCAGAGGAAAGGCAGCAGGGAUUGUCAGGUACUGGACUGGACUCUGAUAUGCUCUGUAAAUCUUGAAUGGCUCCACUUUGACUGAAAUGUUUUGUCUCCACAGAGCGAACUCUUUGGACAUGGAGACCUUUAAGACAGAAGUCCACGUUCCUCCUGGCAGUCACAUUGAGUUUGAGCUUCACUACCAAGAGAUGAUGCAAAGGAAGUUGGGCUUCUACGAGCACUCGCUGUACCUGCAGCCUGGGAGGCUGGUGCCACAGUUCCAGGUAAAAACAUCAUUACAUACUGUUUCUGAGGCUCUUCUUCGUUCUUGAAAUACACUCUGAUACAUUUUUUUUUCUAUAGGUGGACGUGUACAUCUUUGAGCCGAAGGGGAUUUCGAUGGUACAAACGCCCCACACCCUCGGAGAGAAUUUUGCAAACCUGAUCAAAGUCACAAAUACAAAAGACAAGGUAAGACUGAAAAACACCGGAGUCAGAGAGAACUUUUACCACUUAUUUCUCCUUCAAACCUGACCAAAAGCUGUUUUUUUUUUCUUAUAUCCUGAAGGUGAUAAUAUGAAAACACAUCUACGUUUGAUAAAGAUGAUCACCUUAAAACUCCUUAUGUUUAAUCCUACAGGCUCACAUUCAUUUCAAGCCAAACCUGCAGCAGCAGAAGAAGUGCGACAACUGCACAGGGAGCGCUAUAGACGGUGCCUUUACUGUGAGAUACGAUGUGAACAGAGACAGCAAUGCUGGGGAACUUCAGGUAUCACCAUUUGGGAUUUGCAUUUCUUAGGGGACCUCUGUUUAUCAUCUGGUAACAGUCAAAAAAAGUUUGAAGAUUAAAACUCAAGCUUCCACUGCUUCUUUCUAGGUCUCUGAUGGUCAUUUUGUUCAGUUUUUCGCUCCUACCAACCUCUCACCUCUUCCUAAAAACAUUGUGUUUGUCAUUGACGUCAGUGGGUCCAUGUGGGGAGUCAAGAUGAAGCAGGUAAGACAUUUGUUUUUGUUUAAGAGGAUGAGGUUUUGUGCUCUUUGGCCCCUUCAACCUGCUCCUUGCUUAAUUUUCUUUGCUACUUUAUGACGCACUCCCAUCUAGUGGUCAUCCUUCAGAAUUGAUUGAAUUUAACAUACUCCAUAUGAUUAAGCCUGUAGCAGCAUGUAUGAAACUGCUCCAAGCCAAGCCUAAAGCAGCGUAACAGGAAGUUGUGAUUUUUUACAGCGCUUAUGAAGCUCAGAAUCACAGCAAAGAUGAUGGAAACCAGACUACUCUUACAACAUAAUUUACAGAUAAUGGAAAGAAAGAGUAACCAUUGGUAAAUCAAACAUCCUUGCAGUCAAGACUUAUAGCAACAUAACAAAAACUGUUCUAAGCCAAGGCUUACCCAGUCUCUGAUUUACUGUUACAGGGGAGCAGAGAGGUUUUCAGCCUCUGAGACCCAAGCUUCGAUAAAGCAGAAGCUUGAUGGUCAAAGCCCCUGCCUCCCAUUUUAGUUUUGGAGACUGUGUAGGGUAAUUUUUACAUAGUUAACGUCCAAGUGUUCCUGCACUCAAAGCCUAUAGCAGCUUAAGUAGGAGCUGUCUCAGGCUGCUUAGUAAGUUGUAAACCUACUUCCAUAUCAGUGUGUCUGCCUCCCAGAUCUUAACACCAGGAUGACUCUCCAGUAAAAGUACAUGCUAAUUCACAGCUCUUCCUCCCAUACUACAUUUUGAGACUAAACAAAGAGAAACUCCAUUUCCACUCACAGACAGUGGAGGCCAUGAAGGCUAUCUUGGAUGACCUGACCAUUGACGAUCACUUCAGCAUUGUUGAUUUUAACCACAAUGUGCGCUGCUGGAGCGAGGAGCUGGUCCCUGGUUCCUCCAUUCAGAUUGAAGAUGCCAAGAACUACGUCCAGAACAUCAAACCCAAUGGAGGUAGAUAAGAUAUCUUCCUGUAGCCUGACAAAGCCAAACAAAACACGGAUGUACUGAUGACUAUACUUCACUGAUUGUUCAUUCCAGGUACUAAUAUCAAUGAGGCUCUGAUGAGAGCAGUUCAGAUGCUGGUGAGGGCGUCCAAUCAGGGGCUCAUAGACCCUCGAUCAGUCUCCAUGAUCAUCCUAGUGUCCGAUGGUGAUCCAACUGUGGGUAAGACUGAGAAAAUACUCACUCUUCUACUGUUUCGGUGUAAACAUUUGGAAGAGACCAGCUGGUGAAAAUGAAUCAACUUAAAGUGAUUUUUUUCCAGGUGAGAUAAAGCUGAGCACCAUCCAGAAGAACGUGAAGCGGGUGAUGAGGGAGGAGUACUCUCUCUUCUCUCUUGGUAUCGGCUUCGACGUGGACUAUGACUUCUUGGAGCGCAUCGCCAUGGAGAACAGGGGCAUGGCUCAGAGAAUCUACGCCAACCAUGAUGCUGCAGACCAACUACGGGUACGACAACUUCAGGAACAACCUACCUUCUUUCAUCACACAUCAACAUUUACUUUCUGCUACUAUUUCAUCCACCAAUUAGACCACUUGUUUUGAUAUUUGCCAGUUUGGGUUCAAAUGUCAUUUCAAAGCUUUAAAAGAACAUGAUGGAACAUAAAUGAGGGUCAACUUUUAUGUUCUCGCUCUCUCUCUGCAGACAUUUUACAGUCAGGUCUCCUCUCCGCUGCUAAGACGAAUCACUAUCCAGUUCCCAGAGGACAGCGUCUCAGACGUUACCCAGAACAGCUUUGAUAAAUUCUUCGGCGGAUCGGAGAUAGUGGUGGCCGGAAAGGUGCUGCCGUCUGACAGCAACACUUUGACAAGCUUCACUACUGCAGCUGCUGUAAGUACAAUGGGUACAACCUCAUAUUUACUUCAUAUAGAAAUCCCCCAAACUCAUAAGAAGUUCUUGCGAUCAUCUCAUGCUGCAGGCCCGCCUUGACAUCACCCUGGAGACUGAGGCUGACACCUUAGUGCUGGACCAGGAGCUGGCCAAGCAGCAGCACUCAUUCACAGGCUUUGCAAGGCAGCUGUGGGCCUACAUCACCGUCAAACAGCUGAUCUCUGAAAGGUGAAGAUGAAUGCCAAUCCAUUCCCUCAGGAUUACAUUCAAGAUUCAAGCAAAGUCAAUCAGAUAAUUCUGUGUAUCUAACUGUGGUAGUGUGUCUCUCCUGCAGGUCUCUGGCUCCCACUGCGGCCAAGAAAAGGAAGAUCACACAGCGGAUCAUGGCGCUGGCUGUGGAGCAUCAGUUCGUCACUCCUCUUACGGCUAUGCUGGUGGAAAGUGAAGACGCCAAAGAGAGGCUGUUGGCCGACUUUCCUAAAGACCCCAAACAUGGCUGCUGCUCAGGUGCCUAGAAAAAACUCACUCUUGUUUGGUUGACGUUGAAUCGAUCGACAACAAAUGCACCUCUUUACUUCCAUUCUUUGUCCUGGGGGUGUAGGAUUGGGAGGAGGACCAGGAGGCUCAGCGUCUUCUAAUAUGGGACCGGUCCAAGUUGUCUACCAGCCUCCACCCUGGGUCCAGAUGACGACCACAGCUACCCCGAGCGAGGCCGCCAAGGGUCCAGAGGAGCUGGCCGUGCCCCAGCAGAUCAACUUAGGUACAGAUGUAGUGAUAGUGUCUGUUAACUUUUCCAGCCGUUGUGUUAAAUGUGAUCAUGACCGCAUGUGUAAUGAGUUUUUCCUCAUUCAGUGGAUAACGACCCUCACUUCAUCGUCCACCUGCGCAGAAGUAACACAUUCGUCUGCUUCAACAUCGACUCCACACCGGGGCACAUUCUCAACCUGGUUUCUGACCCUGGAACUGGUAACUGACAGAACAGUAUAGAUAUUUUAUAUAUUUACCACUUUUUCAGCUGUAGUUACUCUUCGACUUGUCGCCCUCUGUAGGUUUGGUGGUGAAUGGUCAGCUGAUUGGCUCAAAGAAGGUCAAAAAAGGCAAAAUGAACACCUACUUUGGCUCCAUCUCGGUCUACUACCAGCCCGAUGGAGUCAGUGUGACUAUCAGCACCAACAGCAUCACCCUGAAUGACGGCAUGAACAACCAGUCCUUCACCUGGAGGGCCACGGCUGAGAUCACGCAGGACGGGUAACAGUCCACAAAAUUACGCUCGAUUGAGUCCCUCUCAUCAGUUUAUCUUAUAUUUCUACGUUCCUUUGUUUUAGAGUGAGGAUUUCCAUCGUGAAGAACUCUCAUGUUACCAUUGUAAUAAACAACAACAUCCAGGUGAUGGUGCUGCUUCACCGUGUGUGGAAGAAACAUCCAACCAAUGUUGACUUCCUUGGUAUCUACAUCCCCAAUGACAACCGGUACUCCCCUCUGGUCCACGGACUCAUAGGUACGUCCCUGUGGUUCUCAGAUUCUCAGCAGUCCAACAACUUUGAAUUCAGGGUUCAAAUGAAAGUAAGGACAUUGCUGAUCCUGAUUUACUUACAAAUUUUGAGCUAAAAAUGUUUGUUACCACCACCCCUCAGGGCAGUUCCACAGAGAGCCGAACCUGACCGUGUACGACAUGCAUGACGGGGCUGACCCUCUGAAGAAGGAGGCAACCAUGGAGGUGAAGGGCAACACGCUGCAGGUCACCAGGUAAGUUCAAACUCACGUUAAAAAGAGCUUUUGAACGCAUCUUCACAGAAACCGUCAACUUCUCUGUGCUUGUUUUAGGGGCUGGCAGAAAGACUACAGGCUCGAUAACAAACGUGGCACAAAUGUCUACUGCUGGUUCAUCCACAACAGCGGGAAGGGCUUCAUCGACGGUCACUACACCGACUACAUCGUCCCCAAUCUCAACAGCUUCCUGUACACGCACUGAGCAGCUCAGACGGACGUUCAAGUACCAGCUGCUGCUAAUAAACCUCCAUAAGUUAGACAGUUAGAAACAAGGCGAGUGUCUGUGUCCACCUUCACCUCCAGGAUUCAGUUUUUCUUUUACAAUGUUAGACGUUUCCUUCUUAAUCAUUUUCAAAAAUACAAACAACAGGAGUCACUUUUGAUAACAUUUAUUCGGAGAAAAUGUACAUCUGCAAAUUUAGGAUCAACUUGAACAUUAAUACAAAAUAAAAAACAAGUUGAACACAUUGC